GUUCAGUCUUAGAAGUUAGCAUUUUCUUUCCAUUUCUCUCUACUUUUUCCCCACAAUUUUUGUCUGUUGAGUGUUAACUCACUCCCUACUUUCAAGUUUUAGUAGCUUAUGAGUUGCAUCUGCCACCUCCAUUCAAAUGCUCAGUACUUGGAUUCUGUGCUGCGUUAUUCUUCAAUAUUAUGUGAAUCUUAUCCAGUUUUUUGGGCUCUGAAUCCUGAGAGUUUCUACACUGAACACUAUGAGUGUGGAUCUGAAAAAAACUGCCUCUAACGGCCAUGAGAAAAUGUUGAUAUCACAAGAACAACAGGCAAAGAUCAUUGAGGUGAGAAGGUUGAUAGGGCCAUUAUCAGAUAAGGCAUCUGUGUAUUGCUUUGAUGCAUCCGUGUCAAGGUAUUUAAGCUCACAAAAUUGGAAAGUCAAUAAGGCAGCUCAAAUGUUGAAACAGAGCCUAAAAUGGAGAGAAGAAUACAAACCUGAAGAGAUUCGCUGGGAAGAGGUUGCCGAUGAAGCAGAGAGAGGGAAAAUGUAUAGACCAAGUUAUCAUGACAAGCAUGGGAGAUCAGUCCUUGUAAUGAGAACUGGUCGCCAGAGCUCAAAGUCGAUGAAGUAUUUUGUAUACUGCAUGGAGAAAGCCAUUUUAAAUCUUCCACCAAACCAGGAACAGAUGAUCUGGCUGAUUGAUUUCCAUGGUUUCAAUUUGUCAAGUAUAUCAGUCAAGUUCGCACGUGAAAUUACCCAUGUAUUUCAACAAUACUAUCCAGAGCGGCUGGGUUUAGCAAUAAUGUACAAUGCACCUAAGAUCUUCCAACCAUUCUUCACGAUGAUAAAGCAAAUGUUAGCGCCUGAGACUUAUAACAAAGUAAAGUUUGCUUAUUCCAACGACCACAACACAAAGAAGAUUAUGGAGGAUUUGUUUGAUAUGGAUCAUCUUGAAUCUGCAUUUGGUGGGAAUGACAACGCAGGAUUUGACAUAAAAAAAUAUGCCGAGAUAAUGAAAGAGGAAGACAAUAAGAUGCACUCUUUCUGGACAACAACAAAGUCCCUAUCAUCAGUUUCGCACAAUGCUCCUUCUCUAGAUUUGAUCAGAUUAGAAGCAUAUUCUGAUGCUUCUAACAAUGAGAAAAUACACUGUUCGCCUGUUCCUUACCCUGAGCAAACUCAAGAGGACAGAAAUGCCAUAGCAUUAGAAUGAGAAAUUACACACCUAAAUCUUUUUUAAGGAGUGUUAGUCAACUGUAAUGUAGUAAGACGCCAGGCCAUUCUAGUUUGAAAACUAGCCAGCGUUAACUUUUUGUUGGAUUUAUGAUGAUAAAUGAUUUUACUUUGUGGUUUGAAGCUUUUGACCUUUAAAACAUGUAUGGAAUGCCUGCUUACGCAUCUAGCAGUCUUGUGCUUGACAAUAUUAUUCC
Gastrolobium bilobum is the source of this 1409-nucleotide messenger RNA. RefSeq lists its product as uncharacterized. The coding region runs from base 239 to 1192 and encodes 317 amino acids. NCBI's taxonomy places the organism in Eukaryota, Viridiplantae, Streptophyta, Magnoliopsida, Fabales, Fabaceae. The transcript has 6 exons. Gene Ontology annotation, molecular function: phosphatidylinositol transfer activity. The record is from RefSeq and is a predicted model, not a curated record.